AUGUGUUUGAGUCAUGUUACUUGUGGCAGCCUCGUGCCUUCUUUUGAUAUUGAUGGCGACAACGACCUACUACUAGUGGCAACACUGACACUAUUUGCAGUGCUUAUUCCUGAACUUCCAACAUCCAGCUUCCUCACUAGUGGCUGUGACUUUGACAGCAUGCAGAUCAUCAACCUACCUAAUACUCUGUUGAUUCUCGUGCCCGAUCCGGGGGGAAUGUCCACUAUGCUGAUUGAAAUAUGCACAAGGUUCUGCUCCCUUCCCCUAUGUGUGCUUGCCUACUCCAACCUUUGGAAAAUACAACUUCGAUUGAUGGCCUCCUCGAGCACCCUGAAUGCUGAACCUGCUGCUGUCGACCCAGGUUUUCAGGAGGUUCUUGGUCAUGCUAGUCUCCAACCCAACACGAUUAGAACACUAAUGUUGGUCAAACAGCGGCUGUGCCUGGCUUGUAAUGCCAUCAUGUUACCCGCACCGUACCAUCGACAAUAUCGAGUACACUGUAUGGCAUACGGGACGAUAUGGGCAGUACCCGUAUGGCUACCGUACAAUUGUACGGCCGUAACCGUAUACGGUUACGGUGACCAGCCCUAUUAA
Suillus fuscotomentosus is the source of this 594-nucleotide messenger RNA. RefSeq lists its product as uncharacterized. The coding region runs from base 1 to 594 and encodes 197 amino acids. Lineage: Eukaryota; Fungi; Basidiomycota; Agaricomycetes; Boletales; Suillaceae. The transcript has 3 exons. The record is from RefSeq and is a predicted model, not a curated record.